Molecule: messenger RNA, 3522 nt
Organism: Apis dorsata (giant honeybee)
Lineage: Eukaryota; Metazoa; Arthropoda; Insecta; Hymenoptera; Apidae
Product: WD repeat-containing protein 63-like
Exons: 13
Coding region: 16-3513 (1165 amino acids)
Biological process (GO): cilium movement involved in cell motility; inner dynein arm assembly
Cellular component (GO): inner dynein arm
Molecular function (GO): dynein heavy chain binding; dynein light chain binding
Source: RefSeq, a predicted model, not a curated record
UAAUUAUUAAUUAAAAUGGCUGACGAAUUUGAAAGACAGAACGAAAAAAAAGAAAAAAAUGAACAAUCUAAUCAAAAUAACAAAUCUAUACAAAAUGAAUAUGAUAAACAAUCUGAAGAAGAAGAUAGAUAUUCGAUUGAAAUACAAGAACCAGCAUCAGUAGAAGAUAUUUACAAUAAUGAUUAUGUAGAACAUGAAGAUUAUGAAUAUGUAUCGAAACCUGAAAAGAGGGAAGAAGAAGAAGAAGAAGAAAAAUAUAUUCCUGAAGUCGUAGAUUGGGAAAAAGAAGCAAAAGAAUCGGUACGCAUAGAUACAAGUACAAUUAAAGAAAGGCAAAAAACAAUUUAUGAAUUAGAUUCUUUUUCCGCUUCUGGUAUAGGAGCCGAAGAAAUUUUGCAACUUGCUUCAAAAGAUUUUAUACGAGAGCCAUUGAAAGAAAUUCGUUAUUCUACAACAUUGGGUAUUCCAGGCAUAGCAAGAAUUAAUUUAUCACCAAUUACACAAAAAAUAGUUGGUUGUGUCAUAGGAGAAAAUGUCAGUACUGAAUAUCCUUGGGUAUAUGUCAGGAAAAAGAUCAUUGAAGACAAUAUAGAUCUUCAUGAAGAGAGCAGUGAUUUUUUACCCGUAAAAGAUGAGAUAUACAAGUUUCCAAACUCGAAAAUGUUAAUUGGUUACGUCCCAUCGCUAACCGAAGAAGGUCAAUUCUACAUAUGUCUGACCGAAGAAGGUCGUGAUGCGAUAGUCGAAUAUAUUCAAAAGGAGAGAGAAGAUCAUGAGAAUCGCGUGAGAACUGCUGUGUACAAACCAAUUGGAAAAUGGAAAGAAUUAACUAGCAGUGUGGAAAUUGAUUCAAUGAUCGUUAAGAAUACUAGACCGCUUUUGGAAAUUGAGUUAGUAAGUACUGCGGACGUACUGAAUGCACCAAUACACUUCGAAGAUAGAAAAGUGGAUGACGUUAGAGAUGGAUAUAUUGAGCUCCUUCCUUAUCGUCAAAUCUUCGAAAAUAUUCCACGUAAAUUAUUAUACAAUGAAACUCAAAUUACUCCAGAAUAUCGAACUGUAAAAAUUCAAACAGAACUUUCGGUACCCAUAAAUCGUUGGGUCCAAUAUGAAUAUACAUAUCAACGUCCAGAUAUUAAAAAAUUUACCCCGGAAGAACAAGAAUCUUUGAAACUUUUUCUUCGUUAUUUCACCGAUUAUAUAUGUGAUCAAUUAUUGGUAAAUGCUACUUGGGAUAUUUAUUGUAAUGACUAUGAAGAUUUGGUGAAAAAUAUAAGAGAUACUCAAUGUCCUAUACCUAUAACCUAUAAAGAAUAUUUAAGUUUCCAUGAUGAGAAACACGUGGUUAAUAAAGUUAUUAAUGAUCUUACCUGGCAUCCAUUCUGGACUGGAAUAAUGUUUACUGCUUAUACAAGCUUCGCAAAGAGCCAACAUUUAAUUGGUCCUAAAUCGGAUGAAGAAAUUAUUAAAGCCUAUGAUAAUAAUUACGCUCUCGUAUGGUCUUUCAACGAUUCUUUGAUGCCAAAAUUAGUGCUUGAAUGUCCAAGAGAAGUAACAUCCGUGACUGUGAGUCCAUUGGAUGGAAAUUUGGUCGUCGGUGGUUGUGCGAAUGGCCAAGUCGUAAUAUGGCAUAUUCCUGGAAAAAUCGAAGCAGUAGAAACAGUAAUUGUGCACACCGCAGCUCAAAUAAGACAUAAAAUCAUGAUAAAAAGUUUGAUCACGUGGAUGCAAGAAGCGCUUAAAAUUUCCUUAAUCAGACCAACUGCGAUGUCUUCAUUAAAGGAGAGUCAGAAAGCGGCUGUGACCCAAAUUGCAUGGAUUCCACCAUAUAACAGUAUAGAUUCGAGUGGCAGAAUUACAUCAUUACCUAAAGAUGCGAGUAUUGAUGAUUUAUCGUCACAAUUUCUUACCGCGAGCCAGGAUGGUACGAUCGCUUUUUGGAAUUUAAAAUUAGAUGAAAAAUGGAUAGCAUUAAAAAAGAAGGAUACUCGAAAAAGAAAAGAAGCAAAAGUGAAAAGACCAGAAGCAUUAGUGGAAUCUAUAUCUCCGUACAAAAUAUUGGAUCGUAUUUUCAAGCCUCAUUACAUUUUGGUGAUUCAACAUCCGAACGAAAGUCGAAAAGUAGUGAUUACUACUAUGACUAUUUAUGUACCAAAAUUUGAGAAAGAACGUAUAGAUGUUAUUCCACCUACAGAGGAUAUAACUAUUCGAAGAUUUUAUAAAAAUAUAAUCGAAAAGCCUGAUUUUGAAAUGGAAAGAAAUAUAUAUAUUGGUACUGUUGAAGGUGAUUUUGGUUGUGUCACAUGGGAAGGAUAUGAUUUUACUACGGAUUUAACUAUUAAUACUGAAAUAUGUCGUUGGAUUUGGUAUAAUAAAAUACAUGAUGGUCCUGUAACACAUGCUGUUAGGAAUAGACAAGAUGCAAAUUGGAUUGCCACUAUAGGUGGAAAAAUAUAUGCCGUUUGGAAAGAAAAUUUUGGUUUACCAGUAAUGUGGAAGAAGUUAGAUAUUGGACUUACUGCUGUUUCAUGGGGUAGUUAUCGUCCCACGGUAUUAAUUUUAACAAGAACAGAUGGUACUGUUGAAUUAUGGGAUUUCCAAGUGAAAACAGAUAGCCCGUGUGUUACCCAGAGUUUAUCAGGUCACAUAAUUACGGGAAUAUAUCCUCACGAUUUAAGAUUGGAUCCACAAUGCAUAGGAUUUUGCGAUUUCAAUGGUAUCCUAAGAAUGUUCCUAUCUCCUGGUGAUUUUUUGAAAGUAGAUUUAAGUGAUAUGGAGUGGAUGAUAAAUUUCAUUCAGCAUCAAGUCGCAAGAGCACAAAAUUGUAAAGAAUGGAGAGAGAAAUGGUUUCAAGCAAAUUAUAUAGAUAUUGAAGAGAAAAGAUUAGCACAGGAAGCAGAAAAAAAAAAGCAAGAGGAAGAAGAGAAAAGAAUUGCCGUUAAAACAAUGGAACCCGAAACUACUCUAGAGCCUGUAAAAAAAACAUUGAAAAGAUGGGAAAUGAUUGAAGAUGCGCGCGAAAAAUGGAAAGCAAGAGAAUUGAAGCAUAUGCAAGAAGUACUUUUGGAAAAGAAAGGCUUAAAAAAAGAUGAUCUUGAAAGGCAACGUGAACCCAUACUAAAAUUACGACAGGAAGCACAAAGGAAAAAGAAACGAUUACAGGAGACAUUAAAAAUGCAAGAAGAUAUUUUCGAGCAUACCAAGAAUCUUUUCUUCCCUGCAGGUCCUCCCCCAGAGAUCAAACCUAUCUUACCACCAAAAGAAAUUGAGAGAGAUUUAAUCACUGUAGAAGAUACUAUACUUGAACAAGAAGACAUUCAAGUUCGAGUUGAUCCAAACGAAGAAAUCAUUAAUCAUUUUAAGGAAACACAAGCUACAAUAAUGGCUGAGUUACAAAAGAAACCAUUCACUUAUACGUUUAAUUGGAAACAAAUUUUAAGAAAAGGAAAAAGAUUUCGUGAUACACUGGCUACCAAAUUGAGCAAAAAAAUUGCAGCAGAUAUAAGAAUAUAAAAUUCAACA